Messenger RNA from Saccostrea cuccullata (small rock oyster), 420 nucleotides. Its product is annotated as scavenger receptor class F member 2-like. The coding region runs from base 1 to 420 and encodes 139 amino acids. Gene Ontology annotation, cellular component: focal adhesion. Gene Ontology annotation, biological process: heterophilic cell-cell adhesion. Gene Ontology annotation, molecular function: scavenger receptor activity. The transcript has 4 exons. NCBI's taxonomy places the organism in Eukaryota, Metazoa, Mollusca, Bivalvia, Ostreida, Ostreidae. The record is from RefSeq and is a predicted model, not a curated record.
AUGCCUGUUUGUAAAGACGGCUUUUACGGUCAGAAUUGUGCAGGUAUCUGUGGUAAUUGCAAAAAUAAUGCCGCAUGCAAUAAUACUACUGGUAUCUGUUCAACUGGGUGUCAUAACCAAUGGAAUGGUACACUGUGUAAUGUGUGUAAAAAUGGAUUCUAUGGAGACAAAUGCACAAAGACUUGUGGUCGUUGUAAACCUGGAACCCAUUGUAACAAUGUAACAGGGAUUUGUCAGGAAGGAUGUGAUGAUCAUUGGAACGGUUCACAGUGCAAUGUGUGUAAAAAUGGAUUCUAUGGAGAUAAAUGCACAAAGACUUGUGGUCGUUGUAAACCUGGAACCCAUUGUAACAAUGUAACAGGGAUUUGUCUGGAAGGAUGUGAUGAUCAUUGGAACGGUUCCCAGUGCAAUGGUAAAUAG